AUGGCAAGUGAAGAAGAGAGUUUUCUUGUCUUAGUGCAUUGCUCUGAGAAAAUUAAAAAAAAAAAGCAAAAAUAUGGUGUGAAGUUCACUGACAGAGAACCAUUGAGUGUAUUCAUCAGUUCAUCAAGUACUUUAUCAGAUAUAAAGAACAGCAUCUUGCAGAAGCUUGAGUUAUUUGGGAGCAAGUGGGUGAAGAAGCUAUUCUAUAAGAUUUCCAUCGCAGUUGUCUCGACUGGUGUUAAGUAUGAUACGUUUGUGCUAGCGGCUGAUGAAGAUAUUAGGGUUCUGUUUCAUUGUGUUAGGAGUUUUUCGGAGGUCAGAAUACACGAGCUGUAUGCGAAGUUGGAGGUUGGUGUCGAUAGUUCUGGGGCAUCAGCUCCAGUUCAUAGCUCGACUGCCGUAGGCGGUGCGUCUAGUUCGAUGCCUGCGGCCGGACCAUCUGUUCCGCAGGUCGCAUCCCCUUUCUUCGCAGCUGAUUUAGAUCGAACGGAGGCAGUUGGUUCUGUACCGUUGGAGAAUUCUGGGGUCUGGCAGCAUGCAUUUGAGGCGGAUACCGGUGGUGGCAUGAUUCAUGAUGUUCAAGGUUUUGGGGAACCUGAUCGAGUAAAGAAUGCAAUGCGGGAUGAUGACUCUGACCAGGAGCCUGUAGAUAUCAUUGGGGACAGCGAUGAUGACACUGGUGCCAAUCCACAUGCACAGCACGGGCCUUCAAGUUUUGGCACACAGCAGUACCCUCCACACUUCUCCACUCUGAACUUGGAGGCUCUGGGUCAACAGGCGGACGGAGGUGCUACAAUUGGGGGUUCUUCUACAGAAUUUCAGAUUGGCAUCCAUCAAGGUGUUGAGUACAGAGUCUUGGAAUCGGAUCAUCUGAAGUAUCAUGGAAAAUGCAAGGAGUUCGGCAAGGGUUGUAGUUGGUUGAUUCGCAUAUUGCUUCAUGCACGAAAGGGCACUUGGGAGGACGAUGAUGCGGUUACGGUAAAGGUCUUGCAACAAGCAACAGAAGCUGAUUAUGGGUUCAGGCCUAGUUAUAGGAAGGUUUGGAUGGCAAAACAGAAGGCAGUAGCACAAAUAUAUGGAGAUUGGGAAGAGUCGUAUGCCGAGUUGCCACGUUGGAUGCUAGGGGUACAGUCGACCAUGGCUGGGACAAUCACUGUGUUGAAGACCUCUCCUGUUCGACUUGGGGAUCAGGUCGAUGAGUCAAUGGUGUACUUUCAUCGUCUUUUCUGGACAUUUUCACCUUGCAUAGAGGCCUUCCGGCAUUGCAAGCCCCUCGUGAAUAUUGACGGCACCCACUUGUAUGGCAAGUAUGGAGGCACGUUACUGUUGGUGAUAGCGCAGGAUGGGAACUCGAACAUCCUCCCGAUAGCCUUCACCCUUGUAGAGGGAGAAAAUGCGGAAUCAUGGUUAUUAUUCUUGUCCAACCUACAAUCGCAUGUGACGCCACAGGAGGGUAUCCUUGUUAUCACUGACAGGCAUAAUGGCAUUAAGGCUGCACUUGAGGCCCCCGAGAAUGCGAAUUUUAGCCUUAGCUUCAAGGGUAAAGAUGCAAGGAGGAUGCUGGUGAAUACUGCCUAUGCAAAAACUGAAGCAAAGUUUUAUUACUGGUUUGACAUCAUACGAAUUGAGAAUUCGGCCAUGUGUGACUGGGCCAACCGGAUGGAGUAUGACAAGUGGACCCAACACGAGGAUAGCGGUAGACGGUUCGGGCACAUGACAACCAACAUUAGUGAAUGUGUGCCUAUACGCCGACGCCGAUCCACUCGCCUGUUGUCCGGUCUGUCGGGAACCUGCAUCCUGGGAGGUGCAUGCGACGACCCUCUGUGA
Molecule: messenger RNA, 1827 nt
Organism: Arachis duranensis
Lineage: Eukaryota; Viridiplantae; Streptophyta; Magnoliopsida; Fabales; Fabaceae
Exons: 4
Coding region: 1-1827 (608 amino acids)
Source: RefSeq, a predicted model, not a curated record